Ostreococcus tauri is the source of this 1017-nucleotide messenger RNA. RefSeq names its product DnaJ domain. The record is from RefSeq and is a predicted model, not a curated record. Lineage: Eukaryota; Viridiplantae; Chlorophyta; Mamiellophyceae; Mamiellales; Bathycoccaceae. The transcript has a single exon. The coding region runs from base 1 to 1017 and encodes 338 amino acids.
AUGCGCGUCGCCGCGCGCGCCCCCAUCGCGCACCGCACCACACACGUCGUCGCUCGACAUCGCCGGAGCUCUCAGAAACGUCCAAACGAACGCGGGAUCACGACGAAAUCUACAACGAACGAGGAUGACUCGACAUCAUCACAGUCGAACGAAAACAACGGAUUACCGGUGAUCGAGGCUUCGUCGACGCUGUACGAGACGUUAAACAUCCGCGAAGGGGCUUCCGAACGCGAGAUCCGAAGCGCGUUUCUGAGCAUGAGCAAGAUGUACCACCCGGACGUGCGACGGGCGAGCGCGCUCGACGGUUCGAUGAUUCGCGUGAACGAAGCGUACGAGACGUUGAUCGAUGCUUCGCGGAGACGUGCGUACGACGGUGAACUGCGAAAAUUGCGAAUGAAAAAUGGAUCCAAAAGCGGACGGAGAGGCGAUGGGGUAACGGCGGUGACGCAGGGAUUGGUCGGGCCGAUUGUUUCGGACGUCAUGGCUAGUCUGGACGUUUGCGACGCAAACGAGUGCGCGUUAGAUAUCUCUGAGAACACCGCGGACGCGAUUCGACAGUGGGCGAAGACGUUGGCGUUUACGUCUGAGCUGCCGUUACCGCUACCACUGUCGGUGGACGAUCUCCCGACGGGAGCACGGUUGGCGUUCAUGCGAUACGACUCUAGCCAAGGCUUGCGUGAAGCGGGAGCCCUCACCAUGGAAGUUCGCGAAGACGACACCGGAGCCAGAGUCGAGGUGAAACGAACCUUUACGAAAUCGUCCGAGGCGGCGAGAGGACAGAUUCCUGGUGAGGCGAGGGUGAUGCAGUCGUUUAUUGAUGAAUUUAGUUUUCUCAUAGCCGACGACGACUUACCGCAGGCGGCGACAAACGCGCAAGCGCGCAAUCUCGGCGGACUCGGAAGCGCGCUCGCCGCCUUCUUCCUACCAGGUUUACCAAUGUUUGGCGCGACGAGAACCGCCCCGGGAGGGGCGUACCAGGCUUACAAGCUGAGACGAGACGCCAAGCACAUCGAAUAG